AUGUAUGACCAGGUGCCUUACCGAGAUACGGACGAGGCUACUCCGCAAAUCAAAAAUGACGCCUCCGACUCCAACCGCUCCUCCAUCGACACUACUUCAACAACUUCUCUUAUCCUAGAGAGACUCCACCGUGAAGACCCUGACGAUAGCCCCGGUGAAUACGAAUCUUCCGGACCAUCCCAGAGAGGAAAACCAGAUGAAGACGACGACCUCGAAAUUGGGCGUGCUGCCCGUCUCAAGCCUAUGGAAAGGAAGGUUAGGAGGGCUAUGUACCUUCUCGCUUUUCUCAUGAUCGGCGGGUGGUUCUUGGCACUUGCGGUUUAUGUCUCUCGGGAGCACUUCGGAACCCCGGACACCGCUCAUGAUCCUUCGGCUACUGCCACUCGGAAGGCGGGGAAAAAGAUUACACUCAACCAGGUUAUGCGGGGGGCUUGGAGGAGUAAAACUCAUGGGAUUCAGUGGAUCAACGGACCUCAUGGGGACCAAGACGGUUUGCUCCUGACCCAGAACUCCUUCGGGGAUGGCAACUUUCUUGAGGUCCAGGAUGUCAAAAACGAUUCCAAUACGAUCGUCCUUAUAAAGGACGGGGCUUUGCAGGGUAGUGGACAACCAGUCAGUGCCAUUAAAGGUUGGCCAAGCUCGGAUUUGAAGAAGGUCCUUGUGGCCUCAGAUCACGAAAAGAGAUGGCGACAUUCCUAUAAUGCACGAUAUUGGAUCUACGACGUUGAAAAAGCUACUACUGAGCCCCUUGUUCCUUCGGAACCUGAAGCAAGGUUGUCGCUGGCAACUUGGUCCCCCAAGGGUGAUGCGAUCGCAUUUGUGAAGGACAACAAUGUGUUUAUUCGCCAACUCGGCCUAGACUUGACUUCAGAAUACUACUCUGUCACUCAGGUUACUAAAGAUGGGGGCCCCGAUCUCUUCUAUGGAAUCCCCGAUUGGGUUUACGAAGAGGAAGUGUUUUCUGGAAAUAGUGCUCUCUGGUGGAGUCAAGAUGGGGAAUUCCUGGCAUUCUUACGUACCAACGAAACCGAAGUCCCGGAAUAUCCCAUUCAGUAUUUUGUUUCUCGCCCUUCUGGCAAUAAUCCACCCAAUGGGUUGGAAAACUACCCUGAACUUGAAUUUAUCAAAUAUCCCAAGGCUGGAGCCCCGAACCCGGUUGUCCACUUGAGGUUCUACGACUUGAAGAAGAAGGAGGACUUUGCCGUUACGGUUGAGAAUGAUUUCCCCGAUGACGACCGAUUGAUUACGGAGGUUGUGUGGUCUGACGGAAAGUAUCUUCUUGUGAGAGAAACAAAUCGGGAGAGUGAUGUCUUACGCAUGGUCUUGAUCGAUGUUAGUGCCCGAAGCGGAAAGGUUGUCAGAGAAGUGGAUAUUUCUGCUAUCGACGGGGGUUGGUUCGAAGUGUCGAAAAAUACUCGAUAUAUUCCUGCAGACCCUGCAAGCGGGAGACCUUAUGAGGGAUAUAUCGAUACUGUCAUUCACGAAGGAUAUGAUCACCUUGGUUAUUUCACCCCUUUGGAUAAUAAGGAUCCUAUUCUCCUGACCAAAGGUCAAUGGGAGGUAGUUGAUGCUCCAUCUGCUGUGGAUCUCAAGAAUGGUAUCGUUUACUUUGUUGCCACCGAAAAGUCCCCUAUCGAGCGUCACGUUUAUAGUGUCAAACUUGACGGCUCCAAUUUCCGCCCUGUGACGAGCACAUCUGAGGAUGGCCGUUACGAUGUUUCAUUCUCCAAAUUGUCAGGCUAUGCACUCCUGACGUACGAGGGCCCUGGGAUACCAUGGCAGAAGGUUGUGGGCACACCGAGCGGUGAUCAGUCUUUCGUCAAAGAUAUUGAGAAAAACCAAGGUCUUGCAACCCUAGCGGCCAAACAUGAGCUUCCCACCUUCCAUUACUCCACUGUCAACAUUGAUGGGUUCGACCUCCAUGUAGUGGAGAGACGCCCUCCCCACUUUAAUAAAAAACGAAAGUACCCUGUUCUAUUUCAAGUCUACGGCGGACCUGGAAGUCAGCAGGUAUCCAAAUCCUUCAGCAUUGAUUUCCAAGCAUAUAUCGCUGCCGGCCUCGAGUAUAUCGUUGUGACUGUUGAUGGCCGGGGAACCGGUUUCAUCGGGCGCAAAGCAAGAGUGGCUGUCCGUGGCAAUCUCGGAUAUUGGGAGGCUCACGACCAAAUUGAGACCGCAAAGAUCUGGGGGAAGAAGGGCUACGUUGACAAGAAACGGAUUGCGAUCUGGGGGUGGAGUUAUGGCGGGUUUAUGACCUUAAAGACGCUCGAGCAAGACGCUGGUAGGACGUUCUCCUACGGCAUGGCUGUUGCACCUGUUACAGAUUGGAGGUUUUAUGAUUCCAUCUAUACAGAAAGAUACAUGCACACCCCCCAGCACAACCAAGAAGGUUACCGUAAUGCAACCAUUUCCGACACUCAAGCGCUCAGUAAGAGCGUGAGAUUUCUGCUCAUGCACGGGGUAGCAGACGACAACGUGCACAUGCAGAACUCACUUGCACUUUUGGAUAAGCUCGACCUAGCUAGUGUGGAGAACUAUGAUGUCCAUGUAUUCCCGGACUCGGAUCACUCGAUAUAUUUCCAUAAUGCUAACCGAAUGGUAUACGAUCGCCUCGAGCAAUGGCUCAUACGUGCCUUCAAUGGCGAAUUCUUAAAGCUGGAUGGGCUAAAGCCCAUUAGGGAGAUAUCCGAGCCCCUGCGUAAAAGGAACAGAGAGCUUGUUUGAUUAUGGGUCUCGUUUUUGCUCAUUGAAUUGCUUUUGUGUGUAUGUUUUUUUCUAGAU
Messenger RNA from Tuber melanosporum (Perigord truffle), 2781 nucleotides. RefSeq lists its product as uncharacterized. Lineage: Eukaryota; Fungi; Ascomycota; Pezizomycetes; Pezizales; Tuberaceae. The coding region runs from base 1 to 2724 and encodes 907 amino acids. The record is from RefSeq and is a predicted model, not a curated record. Gene Ontology annotation, biological process: proteolysis. The transcript has 6 exons. Gene Ontology annotation, molecular function: serine-type peptidase activity; dipeptidyl-peptidase activity.